AUGGGUAAUAUCAAGUCCAAUUCAGCUGCUUACCAAGGAACAAAUGGAACAUUUACAAUCGGCUCUGCAACUUAUUUUCCAUCAACGACUUUUUUAAAUGGUUAUAUAGAUAAUGUUAAAAUCCAGUCACGAGCGAAAUCUGUAACAGAAGUUUUAACUGCUGCAUCAUUGAUCGCCUACUAUUCAUUUGAUUUACCUAAUCCAAAUUAUGAUAAUGGCCCAAAUUGA
Messenger RNA from Rotaria sp. Silwood2, 228 nucleotides. The record is from the annotation of a GenBank genome assembly. NCBI's taxonomy places the organism in Eukaryota, Metazoa, Rotifera, Eurotatoria, Philodinida, Philodinidae.